This is a messenger RNA of Angiostrongylus costaricensis, 3741 nucleotides long. The record is from the annotation of a GenBank genome assembly. NCBI's taxonomy places the organism in Eukaryota, Metazoa, Nematoda, Chromadorea, Rhabditida, Metastrongylidae.
AUGCAGUGCGAUAAAAAGAAGGCUGCAGUUGAGACAAAAACACUAUUCACAAGCUUCUCUUUAAGUCGUUUUAAUACCGUUUCUCAGCUCUCCUUCGCCACCACUAUUGACUAUGUUUAUCUGGUGCUCGGUACAUUGUCAUCUUUUCUCCAUGGUGCUGGAUUCUCAGUGCUGGGUAUAGUGCUGGGUGGUAUGACGAGUGUUUUUCUUAGAGCGCAAAAUUCUGAAUUCGUCUUGGGUAUCGGCAACACAGAUGCAAAAGGACUGCCUGGAAUCACACAGGAAGAAUUCGUUCACGAAGUUCAGAUGUAUUGUUACUACUAUUUUGUGCUAGGUAUAGCCAUGUUUAUCACGUCUUACAUACAGAUUUUUUUCUGGGAAACGUUCGCUGAAAAGAUCACCCAUAAGCUGCGUCAAGAAUACUUGAAAGCGAUUCUCAGGCAACAAAUUUCGUGGUUCGAUGUCCAACAAGCAGGGAGUCUGACUGCUAGACUCACGGAUGACUUUGAACGGGUCCGAGAAGGCCUUGGCGACAAGUUCUCUCUAUUCAUUCAAAUGCUCUCGGCAUUUGCUGCUGGAUUUGGUGUAGGAUUCGUGUACAGUUGGUCAAUGACACUUGUAAUGUUGAUCGUUGCUCCGUUAAUUGUAUACUCAGCAAACUGGAUGUCAAAAAUUGUUGCUACAAGGACACAGGUCGAACAGGAAGCCUACGCUAUAUCUGGGGCUAUUGUUGAAGAGACAUUGUCAUCAAUAAGGACUGUACACUCCUUAUGUGGUCAUAAAAGGGAACUGAAGAGGUGGUUUGAAGAGUCACUGGAGAAGAGUCGAAAGAUGGGCUUGGUCAAAUAUUUCUAUAUGGGUGUAGGUGUUGGAUUUGGCCAACUGUGUACUUACGUUUCGUAUGCGUUAGCUUUUUGGUACGGCAGUGUUUUAAUUGUUAACGACCCAGAAAUUGACCGAGGAUUUAUUUUUACGGUAUUUUUCGCCGUCAUGUCCGGUUCAACAGCCCUUGGUGGCUGUCUGCCACACCUUGGUACUAUCUCGAUUGCAAGAGGGGCUGUGCGUAGUUUGCUUAAUGUGAUCAACACUCGUCCAAAAAUCGAUCCAUAUUCACUCGAUGGAAUCGUUUUGAAUAAUCUAAAAGGCACGAUUCGUUUCAAAAACGUUCACUUCUCAUAUCCGUCCAGAAAGUCUGUUCCUGUGUUGAAAGGAGUGUCCCUCUCUGUGUCGGCUGGUCAGAAAGUCGCACUAGUGGGUAGCAGUGGAUGUGGAAAGUCAACAAUCAUCAAUCUGCUUCUCAGAUUCUACGAUCCAACCAAGGGAAAGGUGAUGAUCGACGAUAUUGACGUUCGCGAUUUGAACGUCUAUGGCCUACGUGGGAAGAUUGGCGUAGUUAGUCAGGAACCUAUUCUCUUCGAUGGAACAAUAUACGAGAACAUUAAAAUGGGUCAUGAAGAUGCGACACUUACCGAAAUAGACGCGGCAUGCCAACUUGCAAACGCGUCCGGUUUCAUUAAACAACUUCCUGAUGGCUAUAACACUCGAGUUGGUGAUCGUGGAAUUCAGCUAAGUGGCGGACAAAAGCAACGGAUUGCUAUUGCACGAGCGAUUGUAAAAAAUCCACGUAUUCUUCUACUGGAUGAAGCUACGAGCGCAUUAGACUCAGAGUCGGAGUCGAUGGUUCAAGAGGCACUCGAGAGGGCUCAACUGGGCCGAACAACCAUUGUCGUCGCGCAUCGCCUGUCAACAAUCAGAAAUGUGGACCAGAUUUUUGUUUUCAAGAAUGGAGAAAUUAUCGAGCAAGGAACACAUGAUGAGUUGACGCGCAAAGAAGGCGUAUUUUAUGAAAUGAUCCAAGCACAAGUGCUGCGCCAAGAGAAGGAAGAAGACGAUCGCGGUAAGCGGUUGAGAGACAUGCGAAACGAACACCUAGAGUUUGUUUCCACUUGGAGUACGGCUUUAUCCUUUCCGUUGCAGGAAAUCCAAACUGAACCAACGCCAAUAUCUAAAGUGUUCUACUUUAAUAGAGACGGAUGGGGUUACUGUAUUCUGGGGCUUUUUGGCUGCAUUGUCUUCGGUGCCAUGACACCGUUGUUUGCUCUAUUAUAUGCGCAAAUAAUAGAGGUGUACUCAAGACCAGUAAAUCAGAUGAGAGCUGAAGUGAUGUUUUGGUGCGGUGCUUUUGUAGUCAUCGGUCUGCUCCAUGCGACAGGUUUUUUCAUAUCGGCAAAUGCCUUGGGACGCUGUGGAGAGUUGUUGACGAAAAAAUUGCGCUUGGAAGCUUUUCGCAACGUUCUUCGACAAGAUAUUGGCUUCUUCGAUGACAUACGACACGGCACAGGAAAAUUAUGCACCCGUUUUGCUACGGAUGCUCCGAAUGUGCGAUACGUGUUCACUCGUCUUCCGUCAGUGAUCUCAUCUGUGGUCACCAUAAUUGGUGCGCUGAGUAUUGGCUUCAUCUUUGGAUGGCAACUGGCAUUGGUCCUCACCAUUGUCGUUCCUCUUAUCAUUGGAAGCGGCUACUUUGAAAUGCAGAUGCAGUAUGGUAAGAAGAAGCGUAACAUUAAGCUGUUGGAAGAAGCUGGCAAGGUAGCGUCGCAGGCUGUUGAACACAUCAGAACAGUUCAAGCUUUGAAUAGACAAGAGAAGUUCCAUUCUAUGUACUGCGAAUACCUCAAGGAUCCGCAUCGAGAGAACAUGCGCCAAGUACAUAUUUAUGCGGCUGUGUUUGCUUUCUCACAAUCAUUGAUAUUCUUCAUGUACGCAUUAGCGUUUUGGAUUGGAACUAUCUUUGUGGACAGUAAACAGAUGUACCCAGCUGACGUAUAUCGGGUUUUCUUUGCGUUCAUGUUCUGUGGACAAGUGGUUGGUCAUAUUUCGUCAUUUAUUCCUGACGUCGUCAAAGCUCGAUUAGCUGCUUCAUUGAUAUUUUACCUUAUCGAAUACCCCACUAAAAUCGAUUCGUUGUCAGAAGAAGGCAUCGUAAAGAAGAUUUCUGGUCAUGUGCUUCUUCGUAAUGUGUUCUUCAAUUAUCCAACAAGAAAGCACACAAAAAUUCUUCGAGCGCUUAAUCUGGAGGUGAAACCCGGGACUACUGUCGCCCUUGUCGGAAAAUCUGGGUGUGGUAAAAGUACUGUAAUGGCUCUUUUGGAACGAUUCUAUAAUCCGAGAAAGGGUGUAAUUAUGGUCGACGGUGAGAAUAUAAGAAAUUUCAACAUUCGUUGUCUGCGUGAGCAAAUUUGUAUCGUCAGUCAAGAGCCGACAUUAUUCGAUUGCACAAUCCGGGAAAAUAUUUGCUAUGGACUGGAAUCUAAGCGACCGUCUUACGUUCAAAUAGUACAUGCGGCCAAGAUGGCCAACAUCCACAACUUUAUCGUCAGUCUGCCAGAGGGUUAUGACACUCGUGUUGGUGAGAAAGGCACACAGUUGUCGGGUGGCCAAAAACAACGAAUCGCUAUCGCUCGGGCUCUAAUUCGAGAUCCACCUGUUCUGCUACUAGAUGAGGCGACCAGUGCGCUGGAUGCAGAGAGUGAAAAGGUUGUUCAAGAAGCACUGGACGUGGCACGACAAGGCAGAACUUGCAUCGUCAUUGCACAUCGACUCUCAACAGUUCAAAACAGUGAUGUCAUAGUGGUAGUGCAGGAUGGAAGAGCAAUGGCGAUGGGUACGCAUAAACAGCUGCUAGUGAGAAGUAAACUGUACAAAAGACUAUGCGAUACACAACGCCUUGUCCAAUCAUAG